AUGCUAGGCCUUCAAUUAAAAUUGACAGAAAAACGUCCGGCAUUUCUCACCUGUAUCUCUGUUGCUCCCUUUGUCAAUCUGGUUAUAAUAAUCUAUCUAUCUAUCUAUCUAUCUAUCUAUCUAUCUAUCUAUCUAUCUCAGCCUGUUCAUAUCUAUCUAUCCAUCCAUCCAUAUAUCUAUCUAUCUAUCUAUCUAUCUCAGCCUGUUCAUAUCUAUCUAUCUAUCUAUCUAUCUAUCUAUCUAUCUAUCUAUCUAUCUAUCUGCACAUGGUCAUCUCUUCUUUAUCUAUCCAUCUAUUUAACCCAUUCUAUCUAUCUAUCUAUCUAUCUAUCUAUCUAUCUCAGCCUGUUCAUAUCUAUCUAUCUAUCUAUCUAUCUAUGUAUCUAUCUAUCUAUCUAUCUGCACAUGGUCAUCUCUUCUUUAUCUAUCCAUCUAUUUAACCCAUUCUGUUCAUAUCUAUCUAUCUAUCUAUCUAUCUAUCUAUCUAUCUAUCUAUCUAUCUAUCUAUCUAUCUAUCUAUCUGCACAUAGUAAUCCCUUAUCUAUCUAUCUAUCUGCACAUAGUAAUCCCUUAUCUAUCUAUCUAUCUAUCUAUCUAUCUAUCUAUCUAUCUAUCUAUCUCAGCCUUAAUCCGUUAUCUAUCUAUCUAUCUAUCUAUCUAUCUAUCUAUCUAUCUAUCUAUCUAUCUAUCAAACUCUAUUGUUCUGGAAAGAAACUUGAAGGCGAAACAUUGCAGUCAAGUUUGAUGGACUUUCUUUCCAUUAGUAUCUUGUAUUCUAUAAACCCUAUUAUGUCGUUGAGCAAGGAGAGUCUCCGUUUUUUUUUCUCCGAACAUAACGAUACAGACGCUAAAAAGCCUCUGUAG
Messenger RNA from Acanthosepion pharaonis, 864 nucleotides. The record is from the annotation of a GenBank genome assembly. Lineage: Eukaryota; Metazoa; Mollusca; Cephalopoda; Sepiida; Sepiidae.